Molecule: messenger RNA, 1290 nt
Organism: Sorghum bicolor (sorghum)
Lineage: Eukaryota; Viridiplantae; Streptophyta; Magnoliopsida; Poales; Poaceae
Product: ribosome biogenesis protein TSR3 homolog
Exons: 11
Coding region: 168-992 (274 amino acids)
Biological process (GO): maturation of SSU-rRNA
Molecular function (GO): rRNA small subunit aminocarboxypropyltransferase activity
Source: RefSeq, a predicted model, not a curated record
GCUACCGCCGUCCGCCGCAGGCAGCCACCUUCCAGGCUUCCACCCGCGUGCUCUCUCUCUCUCUCUUUCUCUCUCCCCCCGACUGGGCUACCGCCGCCGCCCUACGCCAGGUGCCGAGGUCUUCGUCGAUCUCUUCGCCGGCGACGAGCACACAAAAGCCGUCCAGGAUGGGAUACAACCGCCACAGGCGCGGCCGGGGAUCCUCCUCAUCGUCUUCACGCCGUACCAAGCAAGAAGUCUCGUGUUUCAGUGAUGAUGGCCCUGGGACAUCACUUCCAAGGCAAGAAGAAGAUACAGAAGACGAAUUUAAAGGUUCAAGAAUUCAGCUUGCAAUGUGGGACUUUGGUCAGUGUGAUGUCAAAAGAUGCACUGGUCGUAAGCUUUCGAGAUUUGGGCUUUUGAAGGAGUUGAGAGUGACCAAUGGUUUUGGUGGUGUUGUUCUCAGCCCUGUUGGAACACAAUGUGUAUCCAAGGAAGAUCAUCCUAUUGUGCAAAGAAAAGGAUUGGCUGUGGUUGAUUGUUCCUGGGCACGUUUAAGUGAUGUCCCUUUUGUGAAACUACGUUGCGGUGCUCCUCGUCUCUUACCAUGGUUAGUAGCGGCAAAUCCUGUGAACUAUGGUCGGCCAUGUGAACUGUCUUGUGUGGAAGCUUUAUCAGCAGCCCUCAUAAUAUGUGGGGAGGAAGAUACAGCACAUUUGCUGCUUGGGAAAUUCAAGUGGGGUCACGCAUUCUUGUCUCUAAACAGAGAUCUCCUGAAAGCGUACUCCCAAUGUGAAAAUGGAUCUGAGAUUAUCAAUGUGCAGAACUCAUGGUUAUCGAGUAACUCAAGUGUUCCAAAGCCACCCGUAAACGGGACAGAGGAAGCACGGCAAAGCACGGAGGAGGGAUCUGAAGGUGAUUCAGACGAUGACUUGCCCCCUCUCGAGAAGAAUCUGAACCACCUGAACCUUGAUGAAGAUGAAGAAAGCGAGGAAGAGAGUGAAAGCGAAUAAAAUUAUGGGCUGCCAACUUUACGGCAGUUUUACAAGUGAACUUCAGCUGCCUUUGGGUUCUAUACCCUUUUCUUCUUAAUAUAUUUUGAUGCGCAGAUCUCGUGUGUAUUCGAGAAAAAAAACAGUUGCCUAGCUACUACUGUAGGGUUCCUUCAGUGUCUAAUCAGAAUAAACUUCAGUGGUCUUUUCGUCCUGAUGUUGAAUGCAUGGUUCGAAAAGAAAUCCUUGUACACCUGUAGUACUGUGUACCUAUAGCACCGCUUUGAAGAUAAAUGAUGAGUUGAACACAUUGAGAUCA